AAUGAGUUGAGUUUAAUGCUAUGCUAGCCAACAGUUAGCUUCCAAUCUAAUAGUACUCGCAGCGACAGACAGUCUCCAAAAUGCAGAGGCUAGAGGAGGGCCACGAAAGGGAUUUAAGAUCCAGCUGUUAGAUGUGUUGACUGGUUCCUCAUCAUACAGGCAACUGUAAGGACAGAAUGCCAGAGAUGACUGAAACUCAGACACCUGGUCGUAAACCUAAAAAGAAGAAAAACAAAGAAUCUCACAAUGCAGUUGAGAGACACAGAAAAGAGAAGAUCAAUGCUGGGAUUAACCGCAUUGGUAAUCUUCUCCCCUGUUCCCAGGCACUUAAGCAGAGUAAGAACAUGAUCUUGGACCAGGCUUUUCGCUACAUCACGGAGCUGAAGAAACAAAAUGACACAUUUCUUCUGGAAGGAGGAGAUAAAGUGCAAGCGGAGGAGAUCCGUCGGCUGCGGCGUCAGAUGGACGAGAUGAGGAGAGAGAGUGAUCACUACAUCGACCUCCUCAAAUCCAAUGAUAUUUCCAUCCUGGAAGACCCCACAAUUCAGUGGAAGGGCAAACAGCGAUCAGCCAAGGUAGCAAAGGUGACCCCCACUCACCAACUCCCAAAGGGGAUCAUCGUCUACCCCAAUGUGAAGGAGACCAGCCCAGCAAAACAGCCCUCUGAAACAUUAUUUCUCCAACCGCCUCCUGAGGGCGGGGCCAGGCUGAGGGUUAAUGGAACCCUCCUACAAGUUAAUACCUCCUCAUCCACCCCUGCACUUCUCCCCGUGUCCACUGCCAUCCAGUCCACACCGGGCCUGAGGAUGAUAGAGCAGUGUGUGGUGGAGGCCCCGGCUGCAGCCCCUUCUAUGCCACCCUCUGUGUCUUACAUCACCCUCCAGAUCCCUGCAGCCACCACAGCCCUUCCCCAACAACCGCAGCCUGCCGCCCCGGCCCCCACCUUGGCCUCACAGCUCCCCACUGUAAUCCCUGCUCAACCAGUGUCCAACUUCACCACCUUUACCCAGGCUGUCACCACAUCCAGAGCCUCGGAGCUUUGCUCUUGGGUCACACAGGACACUGCCAUGAGGCCUGUGAGCUACACUGCCAUCCCCAACAGCCAAGCCCUCCUCCGGGCGGGCGCGGCCGGUAGCACUCAGACCACCUGGACGACGCUGCAGAUGGCAGGAAACACAGUGCAGCCAGUCUGUCAGAGUCUCCCAACCCAAGACGUCAUGAACACCACCCAGGCUGUCCAGCAGGUGACCGUGUGUCCGAUGGGCAACAAAGCCACCGUUCAGCCUAUUCAAAUACAGAUGCAACCGCAUGUGCCUGUUCAGCAAGCACCCAUUACAGCCCACAUUCAAGCGCAGCCCUUUCAGGGAGCUAUCCUGAACAAGCCUCAGUCGAUCCUUGCCCCCCAACAACGCUGUGCUGUCCUCUCCCAGUCAGCCAUCGCUCCCCUCCCUGCGGUCGGGCCGUCGCAGCCCCAGCCUGCUGUCCUCCAACCAGCCUCUUUGGUUCCCCAGGCAGCCCUCAUCCCUCCCCAGUCUGCCCUGGUGCCCCAGCCCCAGGCCACGGUGCUGCCUCUCCUUCAGACCAUGCAGGUGCUGCAGGUCAACCCAACUGGAGGGAUGUCCUCGGGUGUGACAGCCUCACAGAACACCAACAACCCGAGCGUGGUCAUCCUGCAGCAGGCCAGCUCCUGCCCCACGCAGUCUGUUGUGAGGGAGGAAAUAACCAAUCAGACACCGUGUCAGCAUAUUGUAAUCAUCCAGGCACCCAAUCAGGUUGCGCCCUCCUCUCAGAAUCCUCAGGUUGGCAUGGUGCCAGCAGCCGCUGCACUUCCUGUCGUGUCCACUCACAUUCCAACAAGCAGCAGUUCAACGUCGGUCGCGUCCUUACAGAGCGUGGUGGGGAAGCAGCUGGUGCACAUCCUCCCUCGCCCUCAGAUGAACCUCCCGCUCCAGGUCUCCCAGGCCUCUUCCUCCUCCCCAUUGGUUCCUUCGGCACCGCAGACCAUCACUGUGAACGGCCAGGUGUUUGCCCUGCAGCCCAUGAAGACCUCUGACAAAUCCAGCACCCAGGCUGCCACGCUGCAGCUGAUCCAGCCCACCACUACGGAAGAACCAACGACUAACGUGGCCCUCAACAGUUUGGGGGCGCUCAGCAGUCUCAAUCAGAGCAUCUCUCAGGGCAUUCCACUCACACUUUCUAACAGCGGUACGCCCCACGCUGUACCGCCAUUAGGAGUCCAGCAGAAGCAGCUUCCUGCUCCAGCGUCAAACACUCCUGCUCUACCUGCACGCCAGCUACAGGUCCCUUCUGUAACACCAGUCAAAUCAGGGCUUAAUGCCUCUAAAACGCCCGGAAAGAGGCUUCGCACAAACACAAAGAGGGCUACAGCCAAAAGGACUAAACCAGCCAAGAAAAAAGAGCUUAGUCCAGCACCUCCUGCUGCUGCUGUGUCAGCCCAGCCAGUGGUUGCUGCAGGAGGUAGUCAGAGUGUUCAAGUCUCAGCACCUCAAGUUUUAAAGUCUACGUCCACUAUAAGCGUCACAGACAUCCCCCCCACCUGCUCCACAACUGUCACAACCACAGAGAGUAGAGAAGCUGAAGGGAAAGCCACCGCGACACAAAACACUCUUGUGUGUUCAUCGAGUGUGUCGACUCAGUCUAAAGCCCCUGUCACUCAGACUGACGCUGUACUCACUCACGCUAACACUGCUGUAGCGGCUAAUGCUACAUUGGUUAAGCCAGCCGUUGAGAGUAAACCAGCUGUUCCUACGGUAACCAAGCCCUCAGCUCCAGAUGUUAAGAAGCCGACCAGUUCAGCAGCUAGCUCAUCACAAAGCAAGUCUGCUGCCACCCCUGCUGCUUCCAAACAGAGCAAAUGUGUGGUCAGCUCUGCAGGGGAGACACUUUAUACUCCCCCCAUGGCUUCUACUGCAUCCCUGACCCCAGUCUGCAUCCCCCCAUCAACAGCACCAGUAUGUUUAAAUCAGACAACCCAAACCACUUCAGUAAGUCGUCCCCAGGUGGCGAAUACCCAAGAUCCUUUGCCCUGCUCUAAAGCUCAGUCUCAGCCCGCCUCCUCCCCCUCUGCGUCCUCACCUGCAGUCACUUACUCUGCAGCCCACAGCUCUGAUACAGCUCCUUCAACAGGCUCCGAGUUUAGAAAAAAGGUCUCCACCAGUCGGGCUGACAUCACUAUGCACAACCCCUCCACCUGCAAUCCAGCUGAAGUCAAACCUCCCCAGCCGGCUAGAAGAGACAGGGAGGCAGAGAGAGGCUCCACAGCAGCGGAGAAAGACGGCUUCAUGGCGGCGGCUUCUGUCCCCCCCUCUCGUAAGGACUUCCCCUCGUCUCAGCAGGUGUACACUAACCUUGACGAUCAAACGAUAGAGCUCCCCAGCAGACAGACGGACUCCCCCAUGUCUGCAGGGGCCGGGGGAGGCAGAGGGUUCUCUGUGGCCUCCAUGCUCCCCCAGGGUCACACAAUCAGUGCGUCCUCCAGCUCAUUCGGCACCUUUACCUUCACUUCGGAGCAGGCAGAGAUGCUGGCCUUGGCGAUGCUCGAGCAGGACAGUCCGGGGCGGCGCAGUGGAAGCUGCUCCGGCAACAUGGCCUCAACAAACCCCCCCGCAGCCACAUGGGAGCCCCCGAAAACCCCGGCAGUGUCUAGCAGUAAAGAAAGGAGCUCAGGUGGACAGCAGGGAAAAGCGACUAAACCCAUGGACGCAGUGAAACCAGCUGUAUCAGUCAGGGGACCGGCUGGUGAGGGGCCCAGACAUCAACAGAACAUCUCAUACGGCCAGUCCCUCCCCCAGGUCCAGCCUCAGAGCUCCUCUCAGAGCGGCACCAGCCUCAGCGUCAACAACCUGAUCCGGCCCAGCUCCACUCAACAGCCCUACCCCGCCUCUCCGCGUCUUGCUGGACAACAGGGCUCAGUCCCCUCCCCUGUAGGAACCCACGUAUCCCAACCCCUGAACAACGCCCUCCCUCCCUGCUCAGGCGCAGCCCAGCUGAACGAGUACACCCCCUUAAAGACGGCGUUGAUGAGGGCUGGAGUCGGGGUCGGCGAGCGGCAAGCGAAGAUCAUCUCCAAGCGGCAGGCCCAGGAGGAGGUGAUGCUGAACACCGGGAAGCGGCCAAAGCCUUGCCCUCCGUCGGUUACCACAGUUAGCCAUAUGGACGUCAAAGUGCCGGACCACGGCCAGAUGAUGGUGGGACAGCUGCCCCCCACAUCCUCCUCUGUCAUGACCAGGAUUAACCCAGAAAGCGGCCCCCUCUUCUCCACAAACUCCUUCAUGAGCCCCGUAGUUCGUCCCUCAGAGGGCCACUGCGCCCCUCAAGAGCAGAACCAGCCGGGGGUGCUCCACCUGCCUCAGGGUCAUCCUCAGCACGCUGUCCCCCAGCUCGGCCAGCACCUGGGAGGAAACCUGUACAUGAAGCAGCAGCAACAGGAGCAGCAGAGACACCACCUGUACCAUCUGCAGCACCACCUGACACAACCUGAUCCCGCACAGCGCCACUCCCUCCACCAGAGGGCGCUCCAGCAGCAGCAGGAGCAGCAUGUGCAGAAGAAGAGGGGGCCUGUCCGAGGGAGUCAAACAUCUGCCUCCCUGCAGCAGAAGCAGCACCACCUGGAGAAGUCUGGAGUCCAGCAGCACGCACACCAACAGCAGCACCAACAGCACACACAGCAGCAGCAGCAGCAGCAGCAGCAGCAGCAGCAGCAGCACCAACAACAGUCCCACCAACAGCACCAACAGCCCCCACAGCACCAACAGUCUCAGCACCAACAGCACCAACAGCAGACACACCAACAGCAGACGCAGCAGCACCAACACCAGCAGCAGCAGCAGCAGCAGCAGCAGCAGCAGCAGCAGCAGCAGCAGCUCCAGCAGCAGCAGAGCUCUCACUCCAGACACCAGCAGCACCUGCAGCAGCAGCUCCAGCAGCAGCAGCAGCAGCAGCAGCAGCAGCAGCAGCAGCAGCAGCACUUCAGACUCCAGGAGAAGAGCUGCGAGGCUGCAGGGCCCAGGGGCCACCACAGCGGACACCUGGCCCCGCAGGAGCACCUCAAGCCCGGUCAGGACCACAACACUAUGCAGAGGAUGAUGAGCACGCACACUCUGGAGCAGCAGCUCAUCCCUCCCCCGAGUAACCCAGUGUCCCGCCCCCCUUCCGACCCGUCCUGCGCUCCGUCCCGGCAGGAGCGUCACCGCGUCUCCAGCUACUCUGCGGAGGCGCUCAUCGGUAAAACCUCGACCAGCGGCGAGCAGCAGCAGCGCAUGGGGCUCCACCUGCAGCCUGGCCGCGGCGCCGCACAGGAGCAGCCGGAUCUACGCGGUUACUUGGACACGUCGCGAGGGAAGACCAACAUCGCUCACAACCCUCAGAACCGCCUCCCUGCGGAGCAUCCGGGACCGGCUGACGUUCAGAGGGUCUCUGAGUGUCCGCCAUUCAAAGCUAUGGGAGGAGGGGGACACCAGCUGGGUGGUUUCGAGGUCCAGGUGUCUCGUGGGAGUGACAUGGCGGCUAAGUCGGUGCCGACCUCCCAGAGGGGCUCUCAGGGGCAGCAGCAGGGUGGGUUCAGGAUGGGUGUCGGCCCUCAAUCAGACGGGAGGAACCGCUACAGUGCCGCUCAUCCCGGCUCACAGGGAGUACAGGUGGGACAGGAAGUGUGUCACCAGAGCUUCAUGCAGAGCCUCCUCUCCCCCCAUCUGCCCGAGCAGAGCAACCACCAGCGGGUGCAGUGCUGCCCCCCCGUCAGCAUGGAGUACAGCUGUGUCAGCUCUGCAGGAGACAUCCAGGCCAAGAGCCCCAGCGUCCCCCAGACUCAGAAGGCCCCGGCCAUGCGGCUCGGAGAGGGUAACAAGGGCCAGAUAUCUCAGGUCAGCAGUAAUAUGCAUGGAGGUGUGCGCGCAGGUCUCCCCCACCCUCCCCCCCCUCACAGCAGCUCCGAACCAGGCCGCUCCUCCGCCCCCUCCAGACCCCCCUCCGCUGUAAGCCAGCACUCCCGCCACAUAAACAGAGACACUCAAUCCACGAAGCUGAGACCGGGGGACCGGCCCCGGUCGGGCACUCUGAGGCACAGCAACCCCUUCGAGCCCGAGGGCCACCUGCCUCUCCCCUCGGGUGGGGGGGUGCUGCUGGGCAGGCCCCAGUCUGGAGGGGAGGCGAGGCGCAGCACUAUCGUCCGCUUUAUGGCAGACGGAGGUCAGGUUCCCGGCGACAACAACCUGGUUCCUGACCAGCACCUCGCACAGAACUUUGGUUUCCCCUUUAUCCCUGAAGGAGGCAUGAAUCCCCCGCCUCCCAUCAAUGCCAACUCCACCUUCAUCCCCCCCGUCAGCCAGCCCAACACCUCCCGUACCCCCUCCCUCCUCCCAGUGGAGCCCCAGAACACUUUACCCUCCUUCUACCCCUCUUAUUCUACCGCCGCUCACCCCAGCCUCCCCAGUGACGUCACCCUCCAGUACUUUCCUAAUCAGAUGUUUACGAGCCCGAGCAACGACAAGGGCAGCGCCACUCCGCUCAACAACCGCUUCGGCUCCAUCCUCUCCCCCCCUCGCCCCGUUGGUUUCGGACAGGCCAGCUUCCCCCUGCUACCCGAUAUGCCUCCUAUGCCCAUCGCCAACUCUUCUGGGAUCACCCCGCACAUUUCCAACUUCAGCCUCACCUCCCUGUUCCCUGAAAUCGCUACGGGGAUGCCGACUGACGGCUCGGCCAUGCCCAUGUCCCCCCUGCUGUCUCUCUCCAACCCCUCGGCUGCAGACUCGGGCAAACAGCCCAACCGCCCGGCGCACAACAUCAGCCACAUCCUGGGCCACGACGGCAGCUCAGCCGUGUGAGGGAGGCCUCUGCUGCUUCUAAACUCAUGUUCUGCAAGAUGUGUUCACAAAGCGGUGAUGAAGACACAAAGUCCGUCUGAUUGUUUACAUGUUCACAGUUUCAAUCUCAACAUUUGGCAUCUGUAUGAUGUCGAGGUCAUAAUUUGUAAUAUUUCAAGAAACGCUGUUGGUUAAACUGACUGUUUGGUAGAAAACAUUAAGUCUAGGUUGAAUUUCUGGGUCAUUAAGGAACCUGCAGUUACCCACCGAUGUAAUUUACUAACUUAUAUCAGGUUUUAUUGUACAGAAUGUUUUUUUCCCCCCAAGAGCUAUUUUGUAAAUACCAAUGUUUCAUAUCAGAAUUGCUAGAUUAUGUAUUUGUAAAUACAAGAUUGAUUAAUAAAGUUUAUAA
Molecule: messenger RNA, 7233 nt
Organism: Eleginops maclovinus (Patagonian blennie)
Lineage: Eukaryota; Metazoa; Chordata; Actinopteri; Perciformes; Eleginopidae
Product: basic helix-loop-helix domain-containing protein USF3
Exons: 7
Coding region: 177-6842 (2221 amino acids)
Biological process (GO): negative regulation of epithelial to mesenchymal transition; positive regulation of transcription by RNA polymerase II
Molecular function (GO): protein dimerization activity; RNA polymerase II transcription regulatory region sequence-specific DNA binding; DNA-binding transcription activator activity, RNA polymerase II-specific
Source: RefSeq, a predicted model, not a curated record